AUGGGCUCUAUAGGGUUGACUGAGGCCGAGGCAUUAAGGUCGGACACGAAAUUCGAGGCAGAAGGAGACCGGAUAUCUUGGGGCCAGUCAGCCGUUCCCACUCAGGGGCUCAUGAACCCGAGGCAGUCGCGAUUCCCAGGGAGAAGGCGACAGGAAAAGCAGUCUUCCUCACAGGGAGAAAGGAGAAUUUAUAAAGUGGCCAAGCAGCGUGCAAGAGCAAAGAGAGACAUCCCAAAAGUGACUGUGGUGAAGAGCGAGGUCGGACGGAUUCUGGCAGAGAAGGAAAAAGUGCUAAGGAGAUGGAGAGAAUAUUUUGAACGCCUGUUGAAUGUAGAUAACACAUGGGAAGAGCCACCAGCAGUGGAAGGUCCGAUACAGCAAGUAAGCCUGCAGGAGAUGUCAGCCGUCCUUAAGAAAACAAAAGAUUGGGGGACAAGCAUACUAGUGCCAGUGUAUAAAGAGAAAAGCAAUGUGUUAGAAUGUGGGAAUCACCGUGGUAUCAAGCUCUUGGAAUACCUCUUGAAAGUUAAGGAAAAGAUCCUGGACCAGAAGAUCCGAGAAGUGGUGGAUAUAGGAAACAUGCAGUUGGCUUUAGACCGGGGAGAGGCACGACAGAUUCUGGUGCCUAGAGAGCUGGUCUACUGGUGUCUACCGAAGAAAGGAGUCCCAGAGUACCUCAUUAACAUCGUGAAGGAUACCUACGAGAGUGUAACCACAAUGGUCAGAACACCACAGGGAACAUCGGAAGAAUUUGAAGUGAAAGUCGGCCUUCACCAAGGAUCAAGCCUGAGUCCACUCCUAUUCAUCAUAGUUAUCGACGUGGUGAGCGAGGAGUGUGGAGGAGGAUUGCUCUGGGAAAUGUUGUUCGCCGACGACUUGGUUAUUUCAGCGACGAGUGAAAAGAACUUGGAAGCACAGCUCAGGAAGUGGAAGAAGGCACUCGAGGGUCAUGAGAAGCAGCAAAGGAGCAAGAAGAGAGAUAAACAUCAAAUAGGAGAGCGGCGCAAAGUACGACCAAGUUGA
Messenger RNA from Penaeus chinensis, 1023 nucleotides. RefSeq lists its product as uncharacterized. The record is from RefSeq and is a predicted model, not a curated record. The coding region runs from base 1 to 1023 and encodes 340 amino acids. The transcript is spliced from 5 exons. Lineage: Eukaryota; Metazoa; Arthropoda; Malacostraca; Decapoda; Penaeidae.